This is a messenger RNA of Aedes albopictus (Asian tiger mosquito), 1714 nucleotides long. RefSeq lists its product as uncharacterized. The coding region runs from base 462 to 794 and encodes 110 amino acids. Lineage: Eukaryota; Metazoa; Arthropoda; Insecta; Diptera; Culicidae. The record is from RefSeq and is a predicted model, not a curated record. The transcript has 3 exons.
AGCAGCAGAAGCACAUCCACAACACACGCUUGUCCGUUCGGCUGUCCGUCCGUCCGUCCGUCGGUUGAUUCCGUCCUGUACAAGUUCUGGCCUGUCCCCUCGCGUAUUGAAUUCGAGCCGAUUGCACGCAAUCAGUCCGAUAGAGGGUUGAGGCAGGCCGAGAGGGAAGGGAACAACUACAUCCACACAUUAGCCGUGGGUUGAGGCAACAGAUAGGCCUCGUCGUUUUCCCUCGCUUUUUACUGUCAGCAGAGUGGUGAUCCCUUCUAGGCGAAGCUUGGCUAGAACGACAACCGCAGGAGUUCAGUUUCGUAUCAGAGUUCGAAGCGUUCAGACGUGUUUUGUAAUUGCUCCUCGGCUGUUCUCGCGUACCGAUCCAGACAAGCCGUUCGUUACUUACGUAGAAUUGUGUUUACCAGUGAAGUGAUCUCGUGCAAAGUGUUUUAUAAACUGUAGAAAAGAUGGCAAUCGCUUUCUAUAUUCCGGCUAUCGAUGAUGAAAUCGAGAAGCAGUAUCAGUUGCAAAUGAUGCAACAGCAGCAGCAGAUUUUGGCUCAGCAGCAGCAACAAAACCAGCAGCAGUUCAGUUCGCCACCACCGAGUCCAACGGAGUCGAUCCCGCCAACUCCACCGUUGACUCCGACGAUGACUCAAGUCAGCAUCCACCACAACCGCUACCAUUUGGUGCAAGCCUUCCACGAGAUUCUGUUCCGCCACGCUCAAGAAAAUAACCCAACGCGUUCCCGCUGUCUGCUGUGCAACAAGCUGUACUACUUGCUCCGAAAGGUGUAUUAAUUGCUCCGUACCAAGUUCCCGCCAAAAACUGUUCAAAGAUCAGUUCCAAAAGUUAACAAUCAAGUGACUUUACUCGGCAAGCGUUUGCCCGCAUUGCUCCAGCGAAAUGAAGUGAUAUUCAUUUGUGCGAAGCUGCCGUCGCUGGAUGCGGCCCUCUCUUGGUGGAUGUUUCAUCCAGGCAACGCCCACGUCAUCCCACGUCUGUGUGGAUUGGGUCUUCCUAUGAAGGAAGUUAAUGAUUCUGAGCUGUCCCGUCGGAAUCAUUGGCGGUCUCUGAAAGCGUCACGUCGGAGAGUAGCGCCUCAAUUCAGCGUUUGGUUUGACGCUUCUUGAAAAAGAAGUUUGUAGAAACUGAAGCAUAUGUGUGACAAUUGCUAGUGAUUAAGUGAAAAAGUGCGAUUUGGGAAGCAAUCGUUUGUAAAUAAAUAGAAAAAUUAGUCAAUCCAUUUGUACGUGUUCUAAGUUGAAAGAAAUGUUUCCAUUCUGUGUAUGCAUCAGUGAAAAGUCUUUACUUGACUUGGUUGGUGUUUUCCCCAUAAAUGAUUUUUUAUUUGUUGCUAGUGUGAAGCGCUACAGUCAUAAGAAAGGACUUAUGACAUGUAUUAUGAAAUAUAGAAAAGUGUCGUUUUUAAUAAAGUUGCUCGGAAUUCAUUGGCUUUGCCUAUCAUGGAGGGUUGUACAAUUAACGAGUCUUUACUAAUGAUAGAUAGUAUUGAAUUUUUCCUGUUCUUUUAUACUAAACCAAGUUGAGUGAAAUUUAGUCCUUGUUCCUUGUCUUUUAUGCCAUGUUAGAUCGUUUCCCAAACUUACCUUUCAUGACCUCGUAGUUUGCUGGCUCUUUGUAGAACAGUCGAAACAUGCCUAUCAGUGAUUUUGGGGUUGCGAAACACCCAAGCAACUGCUUGGUGUAAUCCACAAGA